AUGGGCCUCACCGGGCUCGGCAUAACUUUCCUGACACUGCCCCUCGUCGUGCGAGCGGCCGCGGGAGGGCAGUGGUGUUACAACUCACAGGACCCCCAAUGCGGGCCCAGCCACUGGAAGGAGCUGAAAGCCACAUGCGGUGGCGACAAGCAGUCCCCUGUGAACAUCGACAGGCGCCGGCUUCAGAGGGAUGGUGGCCUCGGGGACAUCCUCUUCGAGGGCUAUGACCAGGCUCCCCCUGGCAAGUGGAGGCUGACAAACAACGGGCACACAGUGAUGCUGACCCUGGCGAGCGAGUCGGCCUCUGAGCACAUCGCCAUCAGCGGCGGGGGCCUCCCCGGCCGGUACCGCGCGGUGCAGCUCCACUUCCACUGGGGCAGCCUGGCCGGGAACGGCUCCGAGCACACCCUGGACGGGCGCCAGCUCCCCAUGGAGAUGCACAUUGUCCACAUGAAUGCCAAGUACCAGACACUGGCAGAGGCCAAGGGGCACCCCAAUGGGCUGGCUGUCCUCGGCUUCUUCUUCCAGGUCUCUGAAGCCACUAACACCAACUACAACACCAUCGUGGCGGGGCUGAGGAACGUCUCCCACGCUGGGGACUCCGUGGAUUUGGCCUCCACCUUCCGCCUGAGCACGCUGCUGCCGCGCGCUGGGCGGCUCCAGGGCUACUACCGCUACCAGGGCUCCCUCACCACCCCCGACUGCAGCGAGGCCGUGGUCUGGACUGUGUUCGAGGAGCCGGUGGAGAUUGGCCGGGAGCAGCUGAAGGCAUUCGUCAGCACCCUCCACUUCCCACUCGAGGGAUCCACGCUCCUAAAAAUGAUCAACAAUUUCCGCCCGCCGCAGCCCCUCCGCAGCCGGAAGAUCUUCGCCUCCCGGGGGGCCACAGCCAGCGCUGGGUCCCUGCACGGGGGCCACCACCAGCUCCUCUUGCCCUUGCUCCCCCUGGCCCUGCUCAGCCUCUUGCCAGCCAACUAGGGUCUGCCCC
Messenger RNA from Prinia subflava (tawny-flanked prinia), 988 nucleotides. RefSeq names its product carbonic anhydrase 15-like. Gene Ontology annotation, cellular component: plasma membrane. The record is from RefSeq and is a predicted model, not a curated record. Gene Ontology annotation, molecular function: carbonate dehydratase activity; zinc ion binding. NCBI's taxonomy places the organism in Eukaryota, Metazoa, Chordata, Aves, Passeriformes, Cisticolidae. The transcript has 8 exons. Gene Ontology annotation, biological process: one-carbon metabolic process. The coding region runs from base 1 to 978 and encodes 325 amino acids.